Messenger RNA from Polychytrium aggregatum, 1580 nucleotides. RefSeq names its product S-adenosylmethionine synthetase. Gene Ontology annotation, molecular function: methionine adenosyltransferase activity; ATP binding. The transcript is spliced from 3 exons. The record is from RefSeq and is a predicted model, not a curated record. Gene Ontology annotation, biological process: S-adenosylmethionine biosynthetic process. Bases 125 to 1261 code for a protein of 378 amino acids. Gene Ontology annotation, cellular component: cytosol. NCBI's taxonomy places the organism in Eukaryota, Fungi, Chytridiomycota, Chytridiomycetes, Polychytriales.
AGCAAACCCGUCCUCCCUCACUCCCCCCCUAAACGCCCGGCAUAUAAAUACUUGCCGCCCGCCUCGGCCGUCUUCUCGCCCACAUCGAUCCCGAUCUUCUUGACGUCGAUUCACCCCUUCCAUCAUGAGCAACGAGACCUUCCUCUUCACCUCCGAGUCCGUCGGCGAGGGCCACCCCGACAAGAUCUGUGACCAGGUCUCCGACGCCAUCGUCGAUGCCUGCCUUGCCCAGGACAAGUUCUCGCGUGUCGCCGUCGAGACUGCCGCCAAGACCGGUAUGAUCAUGGUCCUCGGUGAGAUCUCCACCAAGGCCACUCUGGACUACCAGAAGAUCAUCCGUGACACCAUCAAGAAGAUCGGCUACGACGACUCGGCCAAGGGCUUCGAUUACAAGACCUGCAACGUCCUCGUCGCCAUCGAGCAGCAGUCCCCCGAUAUUGCUGGCGGUCUCGUCCAGCAGGGUGACAACCUCGAGAACGAUGAGCAGCACCUUGCCAACAUUGGCGCUGGUGACCAGGGUAUCAUGUUCGGCUACGCCUCCGAUGAGACCCCUGAGCUCAUGCCCCUGACCAUCACCCUGGCCCACAAGCUCAACCAGAAGCUCUCUGAGCUCCGCAACGACGGCACCCUCCCCUGGCUCCGCCCCGAUACCAAGACCCAGGUUACCGUCGAGUACAAGAACAUCGAUGGCGUCCCCGUCCCCCAGCGCGUCCACACCAUCGUCAUCUCGACCCAGCACGCCGAGGACAUCACCGUCGAGGAGCUGCGCGCCCAGCUCCAGGAGAAGGUCAUCAAGCCCGUCAUCCCCGCCCAGUACCUCGAUGACCAGACCAUCUACCAUCUCCAGCCCUCUGGCCGCUUCGUCAUUGGUGGCCCCCAGGGUGAUGCCGGUGUCACUGGUCGCAAGAUCAUUGUCGAUACCUACGGCGGCUGGGGUGCCCACGGUGGUGGUGCUUUCUCUGGCAAGGACUGGUCCAAGGUCGAUCGCUCGGCUGCCUACACCGCCCGCUGGGUUGCCAAGUCCAUCGUCGCUGCCGGCCUCGCCCGCCGUGCCCUCGUCCAGCUCUCGUACGCCAUCGGUGUCGCCGAGCCCACCUCCAUCUACAUUGACACCUACGGCACCGGCAAGAAGAGCAACGCCGAGCUCCUCCAGAUCGUCAAGAACAACUUUGACCUCCGCCCCGGUGUCAUUGUCCGUGACCUCGACCUCUGGAAGCCCAUCUACAGCGCCACCGCUGCCUACUGGCCACUUUGGUCGUGAGGGCUUCAGCUGGGAAGUUCCCCGCCCCCUCAAGUUCUAAGCGGCCUCUCUCUCGAGCCUCGUUUUGCCCACGGACGUGCGGCCGCCCCUGGCGCCCCGUUCUCUGCUUGUACCCUAAUUCCCCCUCCAUCUCCAAUCUUUGUUCGCCGUCGCCUGUAAAUUUUGCGUCCAGAGUUGACUGAAGCCGGCGCCCUCACAAUUGUUGCAGUCUUGUCCACAACCGAAACGGGACGCCGUUUUCGUUCUGGCACCUCAAUACAUACACAAUGAAUUAUUUUCCAGUCCCUGAGGCUGCUCAUCUUGAGUAUGAAUACACGCU